UGUGUUUGAGUUGGUUCUUUCUUUUUUCAGCCUUGGAGGUGUGGAGUAUUAAUUCUUAUAUGCCUGGGGUUUGAAAAACAAUGGAGACGCACAUUUCGUGCCUCUUCCCGGAAAUUUUGGCCAUGAUUUUCAGCUAUCUGGACGUGAGGGACAAAGGCAGGGUAGCCCAAGUGUGUAUCGCUUGGAGGGACGCAUCCUACCACAAGUCAGUGUGGAGGGGGGUGGAGGCCAAGCUGCACCUCCGCCGGGCCAAUCCCUCCCUGUUCCCCAGCCUCCAGGCCAGGGGCAUCCGGAGGGUCCAGAUCCUGUCCCUGCGCCGCAGCUUGAGCUACGUGAUCCAGGGAAUGCCUAACAUCGAGUCCCUCAAUCUGUCUGGCUGCUACAACCUGACGGAUAACGGGCUGGGUCAUGCAUUUGUGCAGGAGAUCCCAUCGCUGAGGGUUUUGAACCUGAGUCUGUGCAAGCAGAUCACAGACUCCAGUCUUGGCAGGAUAGCUCAGUAUCUGAAGAACCUGGAGGUGCUGGAGCUUGGUGGCUGCAGCAACAUCACCAACACUGGGCUCCUGUUGAUAGCCUGGGGCCUCCACAGGCUCAAGAGCCUCAAUCUGAGGUCCUGCCGGCAUGUCUCGGACGUGGGGAUUGGACAUUUGGCGGGGAUGACCCGCAGCGCGGCGGAGGGCUGCUUGAACCUGGAGUACCUGACUCUCCAGGACUGUCAGAAACUGACGGACCUGUCACUCAAACACAUUUCCAAGGGGCUGACCAAGCUCCGGGUACUGAACCUGAGCUUCUGCGGGGGCAUCUCAGACGCAGGGAUGAUCCACCUCUCCCACAUGGCCUCCCUGUGGAGCCUCAACCUGCGCUCCUGUGACAACAUCAGCGACACGGGGACCAUGCACCUCGCCAUGGGCACCCUGAGGCUCUCCGGGCUUGACGUUUCCUUCUGCGAUAAGAUAGGGGACCAGACCCUGGCGUACAUUGCCCAGGGGCUGUACCAGCUCAAGUCUCUGUCCCUGUGCUCGUGUCACAUCUCGGACGACGGGAUAAACCGGAUGGUGAGGCAGAUGCACGAGCUGAGGACCCUGAACAUUGGACAGUGUGUGCGCAUCACGGACAAAGGGCUGGAGCUCAUAGCCGACCACCUGACCCAGCUGGCGGGCAUCGACCUGUAUGGAUGUACCAAGAUCACCAAGAGGGGACUGGAGAGGAUCACACAGCUCCCCUGCCUUAAAGUGUUGAACCUGGGACUCUGGCAGAUGACAGAGAGUGAGAAAGUGAGGUGAUUGGAAAUGUUUUUUUGUUUUUUGUUCUUUUUUUUUUUUGUUUUUGGAUGGGGACAGAGAGGGGGGGCAUGAGGAUCAGGAGGAGGGGGAAUAGAUGGGAGGGUGAAUUUCUUUUCUUAUUUAAAAAAAAGAGAGAGAAAACGUCCCCUUUUCCCUCCUGUGUGCUUGUGCAAGGUGUGCUUCUCCCAUGUGAUCACGGUUUUAUGUUCAAAUGUUUCUUUUUUUUGUUUUUCUUUCUGUCGGCCUUGCAGGAUUUCAAUUAGUGUUUUUGAUUACGGCUUAAUAUUCGGCCUGGUAGGAAGCAAUUAAAACUUUACUUUUGUUGUGAGCCUCACGAAAAUCCCUGUUAACCAUUGUUUUGAUCUCAUAUUGAGUUUUAAUUAAUGUCUCAUAAAUUCUGACAUUGGACUGGAACAACUUCAAUGCAAAUCAGCAAAAAGUGUCAUUAGAGAAAUCUGCUUUUACCGACACUCGCUUCCAGAAUAUUCUUUAAAGUGAAACUCGCAUCCAUCCAAACUUGCACCCACUAAAAAGCAAGGUGAGGUUUUAAAACUUUUAUUUUUCCUUUUAAACAUUUUCUUUUCUUUUAUGUUUUUUUACAGUGAGUCUGGAUUCACAACUAAUCUCCGCUACAGCCAUCACGCCUAAAAACAUUUGGCUACCUCGUAUGUGGUUGUUUUCAAAAGGGUGUAUACUGUUAAAAAGAAAAAAGGAAAAAAAAAAAACCAGAAGGAAAGCGAGAAUGAGAGACUGGGAGAAAAUGUGCCUAAAGGGACUGUGUCUGCCCCCUCCCCCCAUCCCCUCCCUCCCUCCCUCCAUGAGCAGAGCUGGAGAAAGGAGAACAGGACACAAUCUUAACUACCUUUGUUAAUUUACCCUCAUAAACAGCAACAAUUUCCCGCUGAGAGACAGAGAGAAGAAGGGAGAGCCGAGCUGUAAAGUACAUUCAGAUUUCAAGAGAGCGACGCUUUUAUGCAAAAAAAAAAACACAAAACAAAACAUAAACCCGCUUGUGUGCAAGAGCUUUUUUAAAAUUGUUUGUUUUUUUUCCUUUUUUUAAGGGAUAAAGUCCGACUUUAACGCCCUUUAGAGACAGGUUGUGGUGAAGCUUUGACGAAUAUAAAGGAGACACGAUUAUCAGCUUACCCUUAGAAUAAAUACCUAUAGUCAUCCUAUCAUAAUCCUAUAGUGAUAUAGGAUUAUUACAGGGCUACAGAGCGAGAUAACACAGAUAUAAAGGUAUGAUCCGGUCAUUAUUAAACACAAUAUACGUCCAUGAGAGUGUGUUAUAGGAAUAUUGGGUGUUUUUUGUAAGGGAUGCUGGCACAAAACAAAUGUCAGAGGAUGUUUUUCAGAGCGUCGUACUUCAAAUUGAAGUGAUUUCUAUAUCUUAUACCCUUUAUUGAUCGAAACGAAUCAGGUUUUUUGUCUCAUGGCUUUAUUUUCCCACGUUAAUGCCAACACAGGUCGCAUUCAUAUUCAUGUUGCUCUCACCGGUAAGAGCAAAGGAGAGAAGAGGAGGGUAGGGAUAUCUUUUUUUUUUUUUUUCUCCAUCUCACCCUGAAUAAAAAUACCCUGAAUCCAUUUUGAGACAUGCUUAGAAUAAGGAGCAAUCGAUUAUUUCUCUCUCUCUCUCUCUUCCUCUCUCUUUCUCUCCAUCUCGGGUUACAAGCGGAAUGCAUCUCUCCCUCUCCCCAUCUCUCUCUCUCUUUCUUUUCGCACACACACACACACACAUGCACACGCGCGCACGCACACGGGGGCCUGUGUGUGUGCGCGCUUUAAUGUAAUGCAAUGACCUGCUAGAAAAAUUAAUAUACGGAUGUGCGUCCUGCUGAAAAAGCUGUGUGUUUGAAAAUAAAAAAGAUGUACUGUAUAUUAUGUGUUUGUAAAGAAGAAAAAAAAUGCAGAAUCCCAAAAUUAAAUUGUUUUAUAUUCUUACGGUUAAAACAAU
Molecule: messenger RNA, 3237 nt
Organism: Morone saxatilis (striped sea-bass)
Lineage: Eukaryota; Metazoa; Chordata; Actinopteri; Moronidae
Gene: fbxl14b
Product: F-box and leucine-rich repeat protein 14b
Exons: 1
Coding region: 81-1283 (400 amino acids)
Biological process (GO): SCF-dependent proteasomal ubiquitin-dependent protein catabolic process
Cellular component (GO): SCF ubiquitin ligase complex
Molecular function (GO): protein binding
Source: RefSeq, a predicted model, not a curated record